This is a messenger RNA of Populus nigra (black poplar), 1608 nucleotides long. RefSeq names its product lanC-like protein GCL1. The transcript is spliced from 5 exons. The record is from RefSeq and is a predicted model, not a curated record. Gene Ontology annotation, cellular component: plasma membrane. NCBI's taxonomy places the organism in Eukaryota, Viridiplantae, Streptophyta, Magnoliopsida, Malpighiales, Salicaceae. Gene Ontology annotation, biological process: peptide modification; carbohydrate metabolic process. The coding region runs from base 200 to 1471 and encodes 423 amino acids.
CAAUAUAUGAAACAUAACCCAGCACAGUAGAACACCCCACUUCCAUUGCUCCUCUUUUCCUUCAUUUCUGGGUUUCCUACUUCUCAGACAACCUUCAACCUUAGUGUUUUUCGAAGAGAGGAAAAAAAAACUCCCAGAUAAUCAAAACUAGUCGCAAAAGUGAAGUUUGGAACUUUAAUAAAUAAAUAAGAAAGUAACCAUGUCAUCUGCGGUGGAGGCAACUUCUCAAGAGAACCAUGAGGAGAGCAGCAACGAACGGCUAGAUUUGAGUCACCAUAUAGAUCCAACUGCUGCAGAUAUGUUAAUCCCUAAUGAAAUUCUUCUCAAAGCUGCCAUUUCUCUCAAGGAUCAGGUGGUGGAGGCGACGUGGAAAAGAGAUAGCAAUAUGGGUGCGGGUAUUGACCCGACAGUGUAUACGGGUCUUCUGGGGACAGCUUUCACCUGCUUGAGGUCGUACGAGGUUACCGGUAAUGAGCAGGACUUGCUAUUGUGCUCCAACAUUGUUGACACGUGUUCCGUUUCCGCACAUGCCUCCUCUAGGCAAAUGACCUUGACCUUCUUAUGUGGGAGAGGAGGAUUAUAUGCCCUUGGAGCCGUGGCCGCUAACUACAAGGGGGACCAUCAAGGACGUGACUUCUUUUUGAAUCUCUUCCUUGAGGUAGCACAAGAGAGAGCCCUCCCAGUUGGACCUGAGGAGGGUGGUUUUGGGAUGUCAUACGAGCUUAUGUAUGGGAGAGCUGGGUUUUUAUGGGCUGCUUUAUUCAUAAACAAUCAUCUUGGCGAAGGGACGUUACCUGGUGAUCUUCUUUUGCCUGUUGUUGACGCUGUUUUAGCUGGGGGCAGAGCAGGGGCAUCUGACAAUGCAGCCUGUCCACUGAUGUACAGAUGGCAUGGCACGCGGUACUGGGGUGCAGCCAAUGGCCUUGCUGGAAUCUUGCAAGUGCUACUUAACUUUCCUCUUUCCAAAGAGGAUGCCGAGGAUGUUAAGGCAACUUUAAGGUACAUGAUGAGCAACCGGUUCCGUCAUAGCGGAAAUUACCCUUCAAGCGAAGGAAACCCGAGGGACAAAUUGGUGCAAUGGUCACAUGGUGCAACUGGCAUGGCCAUCACCCUCUGCAAGGCAUCUGAGAUGUUUCCAAAUGAUAGGGAGUUCAGAGAUGCUGCUAUAGAAGCAGGGGAAGUUGUUUGGAAGAGUGGGCUAGUGAAGAAGGUAGGCCUUGCCGAUGGUGUGGCAGGAAACGCUUAUGCCUUCCUUUCCCUUUAUCGCCUUACUGGAGAGAGCAUAUAUGAGGAGAGAGCAAAGGCAUUUGCAAGCUUCUUAUAUCAUAAUGCUAGUGGACUCGUGACCAUAGGCCAUGCUCGUGGAGCUGAUCAUGCCUAUUCUCUUUUUCAAGGACUAGCUGGAACAGCUUGCCUUUGGUUUGAUCUUUUCAAGCCUGAAAGUUCCAGAUUCCCUGGGUAUGAACUAUAAGUGAAACAGUUUUAGCUGAAAUUUACAUUAUAUGAAAUUUAAGCCUUUCAUGUAUAUAAGAGUGUAACUUAAGCGCUCUAGUUCUAAAUUUGAAGAAAACUUGGGUAUAGAUAUCAAUCCAAAGUUUUAUUUAGUAA